This is a messenger RNA of Melopsittacus undulatus (budgerigar), 1602 nucleotides long. RefSeq names its product aldo-keto reductase family 1 member B1. Gene Ontology annotation, cellular component: cytosol. The transcript is spliced from 10 exons. Bases 76 to 1026 code for a protein of 316 amino acids. NCBI's taxonomy places the organism in Eukaryota, Metazoa, Chordata, Aves, Psittaciformes, Psittaculidae. Gene Ontology annotation, molecular function: aldose reductase (NADPH) activity. The record is from RefSeq and is a predicted model, not a curated record.
GGGGCGGGCCUGGCCGCUAUUAAAGGCGCUGCGCCGACAGUUGCUGUGGUGGUGUUGUUGAGUGCGUGUGGGGCUAUGGCGACGUAUGUGCAGCUGAACACCGGGGCCAAGAUGCCCAUCCUGGGGCUGGGUACAUGGAAGUCCCCACCAGGAAAAGUAACAGCUGCAGUGAUGGCUGCUAUUGAUGCUGGAUACCGCCACUUUGACUGUGCCUACGUGUACCAGAAUGAGAAUGAAGUUGGGGAAGGGAUCCAGCAAAAAAUCAAGGAAGGUGUUGUGAAACGAGAAGACCUCUUCAUUGUCAGUAAGCUGUGGUGCACAUUCCAUGACAAGCCUCUGGUGAAGGGAGCCUGCCAGAAGACUCUCGCCUCACUGCAGCUGGAUUACCUGGAUCUCUACCUCAUCCACUGGCCUCUUGGUUUUAAGGCAGGAGAAGAGCUGUUUCCCACAGAUGACAAAGGCAUGUCUAUACCCAGCAACACAGAUAUUCUACAGACAUGGGAGGGCAUGGAAGAGCUGGUGGAUGCUGGUCUGGUAAAAGCCAUUGGAAUCUCCAACUUUAACCAUGAUCAGAUUGAAAGAAUCUUGAACAAGCCAGGACUGAAAUACAAGCCUGCAAAUAACCAGGUUGAGUGCCAUCCAUACCUCACCCAGGAGAAGCUGAUCAAGUACUGUCAAUCCAAAGGGAUUACUGUGACAGCAUACAGUCCUCUUGGUUCUCCUGACAGACCAUGGGCUAAGCCAGAGGACCCUUCCCUUCUGGAUGAUCCCAAGAUUAAAGAGAUUGCAGCCAAGCACAAUAAGACCUCAGCACAGGUUCUCAUUCGGUUCCACAUCCAGAGAAAUGUGAUUGUGAUUCCCAAGUCUGUCACGCCACAGCGCAUUGUGGAGAACUUCAAUGUGUUUGACUUUGAACUGACUAAAGAUGAGAUGGCAACUAUUCUCUCCUUUAAUAGAAACUGGAGAGCCUGUGGAAUGAGCAUGUGCAUGAAUCACAAGGACUACCCUUUCAAUGCAGAAUACUGAAGAUGGUUUCCUGCCUUUCUCCAGACUUGCCAGAUAUGCUUCUGUCAUUGCCUGAGUUGUCUACAUAGCUUUCUUACUGCAUCAGACCUUCCUUUUUCCUUUUUUUUUUUCCCCACAAAGAUGCAAUAUAUGUACUCGGUGGCUUUGUGUUGCUUUCUUUUUUGGAAGAAGGAAAUGCUAAAAUGCUUCUGAAGAGCACACUGUUGUGGACUUGUAGAUUGUCUUUGCCAAACUGAAUGUCUGGAAUGGGUAAGCAGAAAACACUGAGGAAGUUUGGACAAGCAGUCACUCUUGGAAUACUGUGAACUGGAGCUAGUGGCUAUCAUUGUCUGGAAGGACUAGCAUAUUGGCAAAUAUUACAUAAUUAAUGAGGUCUGUUCUUUUCUGAUUACUUUCAGAUUUGGUUUUGUUUCUUUUUGUAAUGCUCCAGUCUUUUUUUUUUUCUCCUAUUGGAAGUACAAGUUGAUUUCCAAGUAGAGCAGUUUCUACAUGUGUAGCUCCUUGAAAAGUGCAUAGGUCCUUUUUUCUUGGUGAUAAAAAAGCUGGUUUUGCUUCUAAUAAAAUACAGUUUCAUUA